Messenger RNA from Corythoichthys intestinalis (scribbled pipefish), 2773 nucleotides. RefSeq names its product complement component 8, alpha polypeptide (gene c8a). Gene Ontology annotation, biological process: complement activation. The record is from RefSeq and is a predicted model, not a curated record. The coding region runs from base 62 to 1873 and encodes 603 amino acids. Gene Ontology annotation, cellular component: membrane attack complex. NCBI's taxonomy places the organism in Eukaryota, Metazoa, Chordata, Actinopteri, Syngnathiformes, Syngnathidae. Gene Ontology annotation, molecular function: protein binding. The transcript has 11 exons.
ACCCCUGGAAUGACCACAGCUGUUUCGUUUUAAUCUUAAAUAUCUGCCAUAUGCUGUCAGUAUGGGGAAUAUAAUCCAUUUACUCAUAUAUUUGUGCACACUUUAUCUUUCCUUUAUUUUUAGCACUAAUGUGAAUCUGCACAGGCGGCAAUGGAUACCAGCACAUAACAGGACCAUUGGCACUGUUGCUAAUAAUAAUAGAAGGGUCAGAGCUGUCAACAGACCAAUGCCUAUCGACUGCAAACUGGGGAGCUGGUCAACAUGGACACCAUGUAACCCUUGCACUGACCAAAAGUCCCGUUUCCGCUAUCUGGAGAAACCAUCACAAUUUGGUGGGACACUGUGCUUUCAGCCGCUGUGGGAGACACUUGCGUGUCCAAGAAUAACUGCACAGUGUUUGGUGCCAGAUUACUGUGGUGAGAGCUUCACCUGCAAAGAAACAGGCCGCUGUAUCAGCCAUUCUCUUCGCUGUAAUGGAGAGGCAGACUGUGAUGAUUUUUCAGAUGAAGAUGGUUGUGAAGACAUCAACCAGAGAAAUGACAAGUGCUCAACUCUUCUUACUAUUCCUGGUGCUGAGCGUGGCACUCAGGGCUACAAUGUCUUGACUGGAGAAUUUGUGAAUCACGUACUUGACUCAAAGUACUUUGGAGGAAAGUGUGAGUAUGUGUACAACGGAGAAUGGAGAAAGUUCACCUAUGACUCAUUCUGUGAAAACCUGCACUACAACGAAGUUGAGAAAAACUACAGGAAACCUUACAACUACCAUGCCUACAGCUUUGUGGCAGAGGCUACAUCGGAGGGAACUCAGGAAUAUUACGGUGAUGUGGUGAGCCUGUUAAAUGCAAGAAAAUCUACGCGAUCCUCCAACGCAGGCGUCUCAGUUGGUGUCUAUUAUGUACAAGUAGGGCUGAGUGGAAGUGAAGAGUCUGAGUUUCUAAGGAAUGUGUCACAGCAUAAAAAACAGGACCUUGGGUUUAUCAGGCUUUGGUCCACAGUGGGAACAGCUUAUUUCAAGAUGAGAAGUAACAGGCUGAUGCUUUAUGAGGACUUCCAACUGUCUUUGAUGGAACUUCCCGAGCAAUAUGAUUUUGGCAUAUAUUCCCGUUUCUUCGACUCGUUUGGGACCCACUAUGUCACUGAGGGAAAAAUGGGAGGAACUCUUGAAUAUGUGGUGGUGGUCAACAAAACAUCUAUGACUCAGUCAAAACUUGAAUGGAAACAAGCUGGUUCAUGCAUAGGUGCCUCUCUUGGUUUGAGUGCACCAGUUGCCAGCUACGGCCAAGCAGAUUUGACUGUGGGGGGCCAUAUAUGUAAAAAAGACGGACCCUUAUCACAUGUCACAGACAGUGGCGCCGCUGUGAUUAAGGACAUUAUCACACUGGUGAAGGGGGGUCACGCAGACACCAGCAGUGGCUUGUUGGCCAUCAGGAGUCCUGACACUUAUCGCAAGUGGGGGGCGAGCAUUAAAUCUAACCCGACUGUCGUUGAAUAUGAGAUCAUGCCAAUCCAUGAACUUGUGCGUCUCAGCACAGCUUCUGAUCAAGUCGGCGCCAGACUGGCUAACCUACGGAGGGGACUGGACGAGUAUCAGCAGCAGUUCAGCUCUUGCCGCUGCGCAGCAUGCAGGCACAACGGGAUCCCUGUGCUCACUGGGACAUCAUGCAGCUGCAUCUGUAAGCCAGGAUACCAAGGAAACGCCUGUGAGGACACUCUUCGAGCUGGAACUGGAACUGAUGGAUCGUGGUCCUGCUGGGGAGUUUGGUCUGCUUGUACAUCAGCGAGGAAACAGCGUACCAGAGCCUGUAAUAAUCCACCACCUUCUGGAGGUGGAGCUACAUGCCUGGGCUCCUCCUCUCAGACUCAGCGCUGUUGAAAUAAAGUGUUUCCUAAUGGGAUUAAGAGUGUAACGGUAUUUGUAUUCCUCCCGUACCGUCAAGGUACAGGCCUCACGGUUCGGUACACGCAGCCAGAUAGCAAAUACGUUUGACUAAAAGCGGUAGUGGUAAUGUGCUGAAACCAACAACCAACAUUACGAUAAAAAGAAGACAAACCUAAACAAACAUUCACUCUUUGUAGUGUAAUAAUUAUACAUUGUGUCAUACAUAUGAAUUAACAGAGGGAUUUCUCUUCCCUUGAGUAAACACAGGAUCCAGACUUAUUAUUUACGCACUGCGCAUCUUUACUCACCCAAUGGACUAAUGGACUCAAGAACUAUUUGCAAUCGUGGUGUCAGUUGACCCACAAGUUUUUACGCCUGUGAAUCACACCAAUAGGAGCGUCUCGUUGCUACAUCGAACGCACCAAUUGGAGCAUUGUGUUACCACACCAUUGUUACUCUAAAAUAUUUUCAAAUCAGGAAUUUUUUUUUUUUUUUUUUUUUUGCUAAAGCCCUAGGCUGAAGUAAUUCCAAAACUGAGCGAGUGUUAAUUUUUGCAGUAUUUCAAGAUACGCUUUUUCAGGUAUAAAACGAUUUGCACAUCUGGCGAGUGCUACCUGAUUUUAUCUGUAACCACAGUCGAUCCCUACAAAAAAGGGUGUUUUCUGUUUUUGCACGUAAACUGUGAAUUAAAAAAACGUUCACAAGUUUAAUGUUUUCUUCUAUUUAUUUUGCACUUCAAUAAGAACUGCUUUUAGGUUUUACCCAAUAGAACAAACUCUUAACUUUCAAAUACUGUGAUAAAAAAAAAAAAAACUGUUUUGUUUUUCCUGUUGUACCGAACCGUGACUCCUGUAGGUACAUAACGAACGAUGACUUGUGUGUACCGUUACAGCC